Pistacia vera is the source of this 714-nucleotide messenger RNA. Its product is annotated as protein NOI4. Lineage: Eukaryota; Viridiplantae; Streptophyta; Magnoliopsida; Sapindales; Anacardiaceae. Bases 116 to 349 code for a protein of 77 amino acids. The transcript is spliced from 3 exons. The record is from RefSeq and is a predicted model, not a curated record.
CUCCUUCGCUCUUCUUUAUCAACACAACACAACACCACCUUAUUAGAACGCAACUGACCACCAUCGAAAACGACUUCCCACUUCUUCUCAAAUCUCUCCUCUACAACAAUCGUUCAUGGCUGAAAAAGGUCAACCAUUGCCAAAGUUUGGUGAAUGGGAUGUUAAUGACCCAGCAUCAGCUGAGGGAUUCACGGUUAUUUUCAACAAGGCUAGAAAUGAGAAAAAGACGGGUGGGAAGCCUGAAUCACCUGCAAAAGAUGAUACUCAAUUUAAACACGGGACUGUUCUUGGAAAGCCUCAAUCUAAAAAAUGGUUUUGCUGUAUGCAAGCUGCCCAUGCAGAAUCAUGAGGAAGCUCUUAUCUUGUGAGAGCUUCAUAAGAAAAGCAUUAUACAUCUAUAAAUUACAUAUGAUCCAGAAGACUGGAGCUGCUUUCAGGAGCUAUGAUGGGUCUUGCUGGAGUGAGUCUGUUUGUUGUGACUUUAAGUUUUGGUGAUGAUGUGAUUUUAGGGAAGAAUAUGAUGAAAGAACAAUGUUUUUAUGUUUAUGUAAUAGCGGUAAGUUAUUGUUUUCAAUAUUUCACGAAUUGACACUGUUAAUUGUAUUUGUACUCUAUAUUGUUUCAAGUGGGUUUGUUUUUCUUUGUGUGAAAGUGUGCUGACUUAUCAAUUAGUUUCAGCCCCAGAUUUAUUUGGUUUUCCAGUCAGGGUGAGUU